CAGAAGAAUGACGUGAUGUAGAAAAUAGAAAUAAUUGAGAAAUUAAGAGUCAGUUUUGGUCUUUAAAAAAAGACAUAAUGUGCAAUAUAUUGCAGAUUCUUGCUGAUCAAACAAUCCAAAAAUAAACUGUUGUUCCUAAAGUUAUAAAUAAGACACCAGACGAGAGAAAGAGGAAGGGAAGAAAACGAGGAAGGAAAUGUGACGGUAAAAACAUGCUGGUGAGGAAAUAAUUGAUUUGUUUGAUGAGGACUGAGCAAAGCCUGAAUGGCGAGGGGAGGGAGAGGGAGGAAGGGAAGGAGACAAGGAGACGGGAUGGAAGGGGAGGGAGGAGGAGUAAAUCAGUGUUGGAGACUCUGACGCGGAAGAAGAAUCAGCCUCGGAGAAGGAAGAAGAAACCCGAAAUGAAAGCAGCCCCCCGUCAGCCUGGAUCCACACUUGUUGAUUACCGCUGAUCUCCGGGGCUGUUGGACACCUUCCUCCCCAUUACAACCCCGGGUUCCCAUGUGUUUCUCCCCGGGUCUGAAGCUGCAGGUUUCAGGCUGCAUGGCUGACUGACAGACGGGGCUGUGAUUGUUCCUUUGACUGAAAACCAUCCAUCCAUUUCACAGACUCCGCCAUCCAGCCUCAUCAUUUAUUCAUCCAGCUCUUCCCGGAGCGACGGGGAGCUCCGUGGGAAUCACACCGAGCGGCGGCGCCCCCAUCUUCCUCUCCCGGUGCAGCGCCGCUGGGUGGCACCGCUGUCUCCGGGGCGGAGGGACUCUGAUCUCGGCGUGGUGGACGACCUCUCCGCCGUGAGAAGACGACGUCAAAAAGGCGUGGAAACCCGAGCAUUGCUGCCUCCCUGGAUCACCAGGUCUGUGUUUUUCUCUACAAAGAAGGCGGGUUCACGGUUAAUAUUUCAGGAGCGGGAUAUUUAGCUAGCAUAUGAGGCGGGAGGCUCCGAGAAACAGACCGACCGCGGCGCCCUCUCCGCCGGGCAGCACCGCUGGGUGGCACCGCUGGGUCCAGCCGGUGGGAUGAGUCCUCUUUGUGGGUUAGCAGCGUCACAUUUACCAGAAAACUAAUCUCAUUUGGACCUGUUAGCCUAGUCUGUAUUUCUGGACCUGUUUAAUUAGCUCUUGGAGCGGAGAGAGCUCCAGGACACACACCGAGCGCGGCGACCUUUUCGCCGGGCUGCGCCGCUCUGUCCGGCCCGGUGGGAUGUCUCGCCGCUGGCGGUGGAACAUUUUCUAGAAAACCAGACUUCUCUGCAGCCAGAACUGAGCCUAGUCAUACCCCGUGUGGCUGUCCGAGCCUGUGCGGAGAGAUAUGGCCGACUCCGGCCGGGCCAGAGCGGCGGACCCUGACGCCGCGGACGGCCGGACAGCGAGCCCGCCGACCGUGAAGAAGAGGGCGCAGCAGUCUCCCGGACUCCGGCCCAAGUACCAGAGCUCCGCACCGGGCCACUGCUUCAAGAAAGUCACCCUGACCAAACCCACGUACUGCCACAGCUGCAGCGACUUCAUCUGGGGGCUCAUCGGCUUCCUGUGUGAAGUGUGCAACUUCAUGUGCCACGAGAAAUGCCUGAAGACGCUGCGAUCGGUUUGUUCCUGCAUGACUCCGUCUGCAGUCCGGGUGCUGGUGGCUCACUGCUUCGGUCCGGCGGGUCAGAAGAAACGUUUCUGCUGCGUCUGCAGGAAACAAACGGAGGGAAGCACGGCGCUGCGGUGUGAAGUGUGUGAGCUGCACAUCCACGCCGACUGCGCCGCCUUCAGCUGCGCCGACUGUCGCAGCUCUCACCUGGACGGGACUCUGGAGCAGGAUACGUUUCACCACCACUGGAGGGAGGGGAACCUGGCGUCGGCAGCCAGGUGUGAGGUGUGUCGGCGCUCCUGCGGUUCGUCCGACGUCCUGGCGGGGAUGAGGUGUGAGUGGUGCGGCAUCACGAGCCAUGCGGCGUGUUACCUCAGCGUACCACCAGAGUGCACCCUGGGACGUCUGCGCUCCAUGCUGCUGCAUCCGGCCUGCAUCCGCCUCGACUCUAGAAACUUCAGCAAGAUGCACUGCUACCGCAUCACUGAGAGCUGCAGCCAUGACCUGGAUAACUCAGACGACGUUGAUUCGUCUGCUGCGGUGUCUAAAGACGGUCAGACGGCUGCUCCAGAGUCAGGUAAGCAGCUCCUCAAGGUGUUUGACGGUGACGAUGCAGUGAAGCGCAGCUACUUCCGACUGGUCUCCAUAUGUCGGGCCACGAGGAAUGAGGAAGUGGUGGAGGCGGCACUCAGGACCUUCUACCUCCCUGACGAGCCUCAGGACUUCGAGCUGCACGAGAUCGGCGGCCUGCAGCGUCUCCACAGCGAUGACAUCCUGAACCGUAACGGCGGGCCGGACAACAGGGGCUCCCUGAAAGACGGAGGCGACGCCUGGCUGCUGAGGGCCAAACCCCGAGACGCAGAGGUCGUCAAGGUGUACGCCGGCUGGCCCAGGCCGGGUGAAGCGUUCGUCCGAGUCUCUGUUUCAAAGAGCAGCACAGCGGCUUCAGUCCUCACCGAGGUCCUCAGUCAGCUGGACAGACAGGAGGAGGACGUGUCCGGCUUCAGCCUGCUGGAGGUCUGCAUGAGCAGCAAGCAAGUGCAGAGACAGACGCUGACGCCUCAGGAGAAGAUUCUGGACAAACUGCAGGAGAUCAGGAAGCUGUCUCUGCGUCAGAUGAACCAGACUCGGUUCUACGUGGUGGAGAACAGGAACCGAGCCGUGCAGGUCAACCUGCUGAUCGGAGGACUGCCCCCCCUGCUGACCAAAGAGGAGUACGCCCAGCUGAUCCAGGAACACCUGACCAUCAAGAGUCACCUGGUCACCAUCAGCCACUUCUAUCCCAGUCAAGGUGCGGUGGCGUUGCAGAUCUCGUGUUUCUCCGAGGCAGAGAGGAUCUACAUGUUGGCAAAAGACACGUCCGUCAACAGCAAGUCGCUCACUUCCCUCGUCAUCCCGGAGAUCGUGCACAACAAGCUGGGAGAAGACGUCUGUCCCCUGCUGGUGUUCGUCAACCCAAAGAGCGGAGGUCUGAAAGGUCGAGAGCUCCUCUACAGCUUCAGGAAACUCCUGAACCCUCACCAGGUCUUCGAUAUCUCCAACGGAGGACCGCUGGCUGGUCUCCAUACCUUCAGGGAGGUUCCCAGGUUCCGGGUGCUGGUCUGUGGGGGUGAUGGGACAGUAGGCUGGGUGCUUGGAGUACUGGAGGCGGUCCGACACAAACUGGUCUGUCGAGAGCCGCCCAUCGGCAUCGUACCUCUGGGAACAGGUAAUGACUUGGCUCGAAUCCUGCGCUGGGGGCCCGGUUACAGCGGCGAGGACCCACACCACAUCCUGGUCUCUGUGGACGAAGCAGACGAGGUUCUGAUGGACCGAUGGACCAUCCUGCUGGACGCUCAGGAUAUGUCUGAGGAUGGCAAGGACAACGGCUUCCUGGAGCCGCCCAAGAUCGUACAGAUGAACAACUACUUUGGUCUCGGCAUCGACGCGGAGCUCAGCCUUGACUUCCACCUGGCCCGAGAGGACGAACCUGACAAGUUCACCAGCAGGUUCCAUAACAAAGGGGUGUACUUGAAGGUUGGUCUGCAGAAGAUCAGCUACACCAGGAGCCUCCACAAAGAGCUCCAGCUUCAGGUGGACACUCAGAACAUCCCAUUACCAAACAUAGAGGGUCUGAUCUUCCUCAAUAUACCAAGCUGGGGGUCAGGUGCUGAUCUGUGGGGGUCAGAGGUCGACGGUCGCUUUGGGAAACCGAGCAUCGAUGACGGUUUGCUCGAGGUGGUCGGAGUCACUGGGGUCGUCCACAUGGGCCAGGUGCAGAGUGGCCUCCGAUCUGGGAUUCGUAUUGCUCAAGGGAACUACAUCCGGCUGACAGUAAGUAAACCCAUACCUGUCCAGGUGGACGGAGAACCGUGGAUCCAACCUCCGGGACAUAUCAUCAUCUCUGCUGCUGGACCGAAGGUCCGGAUGCUGAGGAAGUCUAAGCAGAAGCAGAAGAAGUCAUCGGCGGGUGCAAAGGACGGACGUUCAGAGAGUCCUUCUUCCAGAGACGGAGGACACUGACCUGUCCCACCUGAACAUCACUGUCCUGUCAUUUACCUGCUUCCUGCUGCACCUGGGAGUCCAUGUUGGUGCCAGCAGCCAGCUGUGAUGUCUCUCACAUGGCUUCGUAGCGACGCUGACGGGUCGCUGAUCGACUAUAAGACUGCAGGAAGUUUAACUUUUACAGCCUGAAUGUGGUGGGAGGAAGACCGGUAUCGCCUCACGUUUCAGAUCAUUUCCAUCCUGCUGACUAAGCACGUACUAGUUACAGAAUUCAUAAUAACCAUGGUUAAUAUUUAGCACCUAAAAUGUACUUUUCUACUUAAAAGGCAAGAUAGGAAGUAUCUAAUACAUUCGUAGUAGAAUUUCUGCAUAGUUUGGGUUAAAACGUUAAUAUUGAAUUUUGACAAUUUCCCGGUAUGGAUAAGCUUCAGAGUUCAAAAAACAAAGUAUUUAACAGAAGUUGUUAAAUUUCUCUCCAGAUGUUACUGUACAGUAAGUAUCAGUAGACUCUGUGUCAGUUGAUAUAUUAUAAUAGCUUUAGUUGUGAAAAAUAAUGUGCAGCUAUAGAGUGAUUAUGACCUCGAUGCUGGUCAUUUUGUCAUAGCAAAACAUGAAGAAACUGAAUACUGAAACACUCCUGAAGAGACUGACAGGCAGUUUUUUAAGAAGCUGCACCCACGUUAUGUUUUCUUUUCUUCUUCUUCUCGUAGGAAAUCCUUUAGUGACAUUGGUUUUCCAAAUGUCAGUGGACAAUGUUGAUAUUGUGGUGAAGCUCUCCAGAGCUAAUGAGCGCGCAAAAUCAAACAUGAAAUCCCUGAUUCUCUGAAACCACAGUGACCACUGUGCAGCAUCAGUGUGCAACUGGAAAUUUCACGGAAGUGAAAGGAUUGAUUUAAAAAAAAAAAAAAAAAAAAAACCUACAACAAUUAAUGUGAGUCUGAGCUGUGGUACAGAGUGUUAACUGGAGAUAAACAGUAACGCCUGAAGCACAGUUUGUUUUAAGCAAAGGCGGAAGCUUGUUCUUGUAAAGGGUUAGAGAUUGAAAAAGCUUUUACUUUGGUAACAACAUCAGCUAAAAAACCCUGCUGUCAGUGUUGUGUCACCAAAUUUGUUUAGCCUCAAAUUAACAAAAAAAUAGUAGGAUAUGACUUUAUCUUUCCAUUACGCAUUUCAUUGAAAUAGAAAUAAAAUAGACAUUAAGUGACAUGCUACAGAUGGUGUUGUCGUGAAGGUAGAAAGUGUCUUGUAGUCAAAAAUCUUUUAGUAUAGUCUUCCUGAUUACAAUAGAAACUGUGCUGCAGCUUUACUUUUUGUUUUCAGUUAAUGCUAACGUGCACGGCUAACUUUUUCUUUCUGUCUUCCCUGAUAGCAGUUAGCCUAGCUGUUUUGUCAUUGAAUCUUAAGUGCAUUUUAUUGAACAAGUGUAUGAAGAUGUAUCUGAAGGGUGGCAGUGUCCAGUCCAGUUUAACAGAGACAAAUCUCUGCUACUUCUCAGUUGUUGCUAAUGUUAAAUCCCCCUUUCAACAGCAAAGGACUCAAAAUAAAAACCUACAAGAAAAAAAAUUAGAUUUCUUCACGUGCCAUUGGCACCGCCCAAAACUAGCUAGAAAACGAGCUAUACUUAACUAGCAACAGCUUUGUGGGCUGGUUUUAACUAACAAGUUACCAAGUAUGCCAAAACAAAACUUAAAUUGUGAAGACUUCCUAAAAUGUGGAAACACUGUGCCACUCUGAUUGAGUCACUAAGAGAACUGAGAACUAACUACAUUACCAAUUUGCAAGCUAGUUGGUAAGCUGUCUUACCAAAACAACAUUAAAACAAAACUCAAUUAAUUUUUGGGAAAACAAGUUAAUCAAAGGUAUAAAUUUACUAAAACAUGUGAACAAAAUGUGACACUGUGAUUAGGUAGUGCCAGACAAACUAGAAAACAGGGUAAGCUAAAGUAGCAUUACUGGCAUAGCGAGCUAGUAAGGUGAAUCGCUAGGAAACUAAAUUGCCAAAACAAAACAACGGUCAGUUUAUUUUAAGAGGGGAGAGAAAACAUUUAUUUGAGGGUAUGAAUUUACUAAAAUGUGGAGACAAAUAUGGUGCUGGGAUCAAAGGAAGCACCUGACUCUAGCUAGAAAGCUAGUUAAACUAAGCUAGCAGCAUUACUAGCAUGGCUAAGUAGCUAGCUAGCAGAUUAGCUACGUUGUCAAAACUAAACUCCGUAAAUUGAGAGAAACAAAUAAAUGUAAAUGAAGAGUACAUGCAGCUAUCUCUGCAAUCAGCCUGACAAAAAAGAAAAACCUUAAAUAUACUAUAUUUUUUAUGUGUUGCCAAUCUGAUGGAAAAGCCUUCAUAUGUUUAUUUUGCUUCCAUUUAAAUUGCCCCUUAUUUUGGUGCAACCUAUUGUUGUAUUUGUUAAUGUGACCAGGCCCUAACACGACAAACAGCCCAAACAACUUUCCAAUAAUUUCUGUUUCCUGACCCUAAAAGAGGAGCUUCAGCUGCCCGUUAAUACACCGUGAGUGUCUGACUGAAGGAUUUGAGGAGGAUUUAAUGACAGAGACACUUCGUCCACAUUCCCAGAGUGUAAAGAAACACAGUUUUUAGACAGUUAUAAAGCAGACGAGGGAUCUGAUGCUGAAGAUCCCAGCUCUUGAUGUAGCCACAACAGUAUUUGAUCACUGUACUUUGGUUGUAAUAUUUAGAUUUUCUUCUGCAUUAACAGAUUUAUUUUGAUGUUUUUUGGUGCUAGAGGAAAACACUUUGUUAUAGUUCUGUGCUUUACUUGAGACUCGAGGAUCCUGUUUUUAUUCAAAGCCUCAAACAUUUUUGCAUUUUAACAUGAGGACUAAAGCAGGAAGAGUUUCUGGCUUUGAAUAAAGAAAGGUCUGAGAUUUAUUGCUGAUACAUCAGUGGCAUUAACUGUUCAUUUUAAAUCGACUGUGGAGUAAAGUGCUGCUUCAUCUGCAGUUGAUUGUGUGCUGACAGUAGGAUGUAGCUGUGAGUAGUUUUUUAAACUGUUCAGAUAUAAAAUACAGUCAGUGUUUCUAUUACAUGCAUGAAGUACUGUAGUUUCUGCCUCCAUGUAGAGCUGAGUGUUGUGUUUUUACAGCAGAGUUUAAUGUCCACUGUCACCGUUUAAAUAUUAGAAAAGAUCCUGCAGCUUGGUCCGCGUACAUAACAGCCAAUCGAUUUUUGUUCUGGAGUAGGAAAACGGAUGACGAAUCUUUUCCUGUUUCUCGUUUUGGAGGAAGAAAAUGGAAAACAAAAAAAGAGCCGCUUUCCUUUUUUUCAGUUAUGGGCUUUGUGCGUUUAUUUGUUUUUAUUUUGCCCUGGAAGUCACCCAGUGAUCGAUAGCACAGGAUCCCUGUAAGCUAGCACAGUCCUUUUCUGUGCUGCCCUGCUAAUGCGCUAAAGCUGACCUUAGCUAGCUAUCUUUACUCAGUUGAGAUUAAAAUAGAUGACCACAGCUAGCUAUUUUUCACAGUUUUUCGGCAGCAUAGAAAAGGAUUGACAACCGAAACACGAAGAUGUGGGCUCAUAGCAGGGUGUUUCUUGCUCAUCUGUUUUUGCCUUAGCUGAGCAAAGACAGCUAGCUAAGGCCACCUUUAUUCGCAUUAGCUGGACAGCACAGGAAAGGACUGCGCUAACUUAUGGGGGUCCUGUUCAUUAGCACAACGAAACAGACGGGAUUUAGGCCUGUAACCGAUUUCUCAUUUCCCCCGUGUUAACAUAAAACAAAAAUAAAAAAUACUAGUCGUUCAUUGUUCCAAAACGAAAAAUGGAAAACAGAUCGUUUUUAGUUUCCAGUUUCUUAUUCCAAAACGAAAAAUGGGAAAAUGGGAAAAUGGCUAGUCAUCUGUUUUCUGUUGUCCCACAAAAAUCGUCGGUUAUGUCCACGGACCCUGAUUGUGCUCCACCACUGAGGAUUUGUCUCUUUAGUCCAAAGAAGCAGCUCAAAGUGUUUCACCUGUUGUGACUUUUAGCUUUCAGCCUGAGAAAGUACAAAAAAUAAGUUCAUAAAAGGCCAAAAAAGAAAAGGUAGAAAGCAGCAUUAAUGCUUAGAUAGUGCCCAAAUUAUAAACAGGGUCUGUAAUCAGUGAAAUUCAAGAAAAAUAUUGGAUUUAAUUUUACAUAUUCUAAUUCCAAAAUUAUGUUUUUAUUUACUUUUCUUGAAGGUUUGUGUGGGGAACAUUAAAACCACCUGCCUGAUAUUGUGUUCGUCGAUGCUACAAACUGAUUUUACGUUUUGUUGAAUGUUUAAAAAAGAAAAUGUGCUUUAACGUGACUUUUCUGCUUCUCUGCGUCCGUUCGUGCCUCGUACAGCGUCCUGACUUUUUUACCUGUGGAUGUUAAGCCCCGCCCAUCAGGUGUGAAGGUGGAAGUCUGCGUAGUGCCUCAUCGAAAAACGCUUCAACACCCUCAGUGCUCUGAUGUUUAAACAUGUAUGUAUGUGUGUUAAUGCAGUGGUGUGCUGAGCUAACGUGCCUCCAGACGUCGAUUACAUUUUUUCUUUUUUGCUGUAGGUUCAGUUUUUACCUGAAGUUUUAUUGAAUAGAUGAUGAUGUAUAUUUUCUGUAUAUUUUUGCAGACAGAAGCUGUUUUUUUUAGUUUCCACUGUAAAGUUUUAACUGUAAAUUGCACUAAUUGUUUUACAGAUGCUCUUAGAUGUGACGUUCAGGUUAUUAAUAUUAAUGUUGAAAUAACUAAAGCUAAAUAUAUAGUACAUAUAUAUAGAUAUAUAUGUUUAAAUAAUGAUUCUUAAAUGUGUUUAAUCACAAUAAACUAAAGACCAUCAAAUAAUUAAUGA
Molecule: messenger RNA, 8855 nt
Organism: Lates calcarifer (barramundi perch)
Lineage: Eukaryota; Metazoa; Chordata; Actinopteri; Centropomidae
Product: diacylglycerol kinase theta
Exons: 23
Coding region: 1309-4074 (921 amino acids)
Biological process (GO): lipid phosphorylation; diacylglycerol metabolic process; intracellular signal transduction
Molecular function (GO): ATP-dependent diacylglycerol kinase activity
Source: RefSeq, a predicted model, not a curated record